This is a messenger RNA of Zymoseptoria tritici IPO323, 1536 nucleotides long. RefSeq lists its product as uncharacterized. The coding region runs from base 1 to 1536 and encodes 511 amino acids. NCBI's taxonomy places the organism in Eukaryota, Fungi, Ascomycota, Dothideomycetes, Mycosphaerellales, Mycosphaerellaceae. Gene Ontology annotation, cellular component: membrane. The record is from RefSeq and is a predicted model, not a curated record. Gene Ontology annotation, biological process: transmembrane transport. The transcript is spliced from 2 exons. Gene Ontology annotation, molecular function: transmembrane transporter activity.
AUGUCGUCGUACGAUAAAAAGUGUCUGCUCAUCAAUGCCGAGAUCGACAGCCAUGGCAUGGGCCGCUAUCAGUGGUACAUCUGGCUGUUGUGCGGUUUCGGAUACCUCAUCGAUUUGCUAUGGGCGCAAGCAUUUGGUCUGGUCCUAGGCCCGCUGCAACAGGAGUUGGGCUUCGGUGGCCAAGAAUCCGGAAAUAUAUCAAUCGCGUUCUCCUCCGGUCUCACGGCGGGCGCGUUCACAUGGGGCGUGCUCGUAGACAUUAUCGGCCGAAAGUGGGCGUUCAACCUAACAGUGCUGAUCAGUGGCGUCUUCGGCAUGGCACUGGGAGGCUGCAACACUUACACCUCGUUCCUGGUUGUCACGGCUUUUGUCGGUUUCGGUAUUGGAGGUAACAUCCCGAUCGACACGACCAUCUGCCUGGAAUUCAUCCCUCAGAACAAGCGCUUCCUGCUGGCAUUGCUGUCCAUCUUUCAGCCGAUUGGAGUCGUCAUUACGUCUGCUAUCGCCUAUGGCUUCAUUCCGAACUACUCUUGCGAGCCAAACUUUAGCGAAGCUGAUCCCUUACCGUCGUGCAAGACUGUCGCAGACGGAACACCAUGUUGCAGCAAAGCUGAUAAUAUGGGCUGGCGGUAUCUGAUGUUCACUCUUGGAGCCAUCACUCUGGUCGUGUUCAUCGCCCGCUUCAUAGUCUUCACUAUGCAGGAAUCGCCAAAGUAUCUGCUCUAUCGCGGCAACAAUGCGAAAGCAAUCACCGUCCUGGAGAACGUUGCCAACACCAACGGCAGAUCGUGUGGAAUCUCGCUUUCCGACUUUGAUGCUUUGGAUCAAGAAGAUUCCUCGUCUGAAUAUUUCGACGGAGCCAAGAAGCCAUCUUCCAUACGCCAAAACUUUGGCGCCGAGAUGUCGAGAUACAAGCGUCUCUUUUCGGACUGGCAAAUGACUCGCCUGACGAUUCUCGUCUGGCUGACAUAUAUCUGCGACGCUUCGGGCUUCACGCUGGCUGGAACGUAUCUUCCUCUCAUCCUCGCCACCAAAAAUGCGAAAAUCAACCUCGACCUCGAAUUCACAUACCGCUCCUACAUGGCAAUUUACACGCCAGGCAUCGUCGGUGUCGCCAUCGGCGCUUUCAUGUACGGCAUGCCGCACGUCGGACGGAAACUGACCAUGAUGAUCUCUUCCGCGCUGAUGGGCGUUUCGAUCUUCCUCUUCAGCGCAGCGAACAGCCAAGCUUCCAACAUCGGGCUCAACACUAUGGAGUACUUUUUCCAGUCCAUGUUCAAUGCUGUGCUGUACGGGUGGACGCCCGAAGUGUUUCCGGCGCCCGUGAGAGGCACAGCGUGUGGUAUUGCAAGUUUCUGGGGCAGAUUGUUCUCGAUUCUGAGCCCGUUGAUUGCUCAGAAUAUCCUGCCGGAGGAGGGAGUGCGGAAUGAGGAUGCGGUUAGGAAGGUGUUGUAUUUCGCAGGUGGGAUUACACUGGGAUGUGUCGUUACGACGGCAUUAUUGCCGAACAAGAUUUUGGGCAAGCAGAGUUUGUGA